Striga hermonthica is the source of this 1266-nucleotide messenger RNA. The record is from the annotation of a GenBank genome assembly. Lineage: Eukaryota; Viridiplantae; Streptophyta; Magnoliopsida; Lamiales; Orobanchaceae.
AUGAAAAGUAGAGUUUUUGGUGGGCUGAAGGUGAGCAGAUCAAAGUCGUCGUCGAUAAGUUGCUCCUCUUCCACGUCCCCUUGGCUGAUGCUCCCACCGGUUUCCAAAGAUAACAACAAGUUAGAUAUGGUUUACCAGUUCUACAGCCUUGGCGAGGACAAAGUAUUAAGUGUCCCCAAAAGACCCACACCAUUACCAUCAUCAUCAUCAUCCGAAGAAGAAGAAGACGAUGGGCCGAACAAUGAUGCCAAGAUUGUGGGAUCCUCACACGGCUGGCUUGCCCUGUUCCACGAGCAUAACUGCGACUUAUUUCUCUACAAUCCCCUCACUGGCCGCCACUUUAAGCUCCCACCCAUCCGCACCCUUCCCCACAUCCCCGACCCUAAUUUGAAAAGGGGCCGCGGCUGCCUUACCAGCGUCGUCGUCUCCAGCUCAUCCUGCGACAACGAAUGGCGAGCCGUCAUCACAUACGGUCCCGAGCAGAGACUGGCAUUCUGCUGCCCCGCCCAAGCCCCAACCCCAACCGAGUGGACCCCACUCGGUGACAAUUAUCAGCACGAGUCCAUCGCCUAUUCCACCCGGCGGAACCUCUUCUUCUCUGCCCCAAGACAUAAGGACCAUCUCGAGGCAUGGAAUCUCUCUUCUUCUUCUUCAACCACAAUGACUCAGCUACCCGUGUCCGCUGACCCAGACAACUACCCGCUGGCUGCCCGCUCACGGUUGGAGUUGGAUCUCAAAGUCCUGUGCGAAGACUACAGGUUCCUUGUCGUGGCCGAGCAGUCGGAUGAGCUUUUCCACGUCCGGCGCUUUGUGUUGCCGUGCAUGGGCCCCGACGGCACACUAGUGGAUGAGGUCUGGUACAACGGUAGUUUCCCGGAAGACAGGACACCUUACAAGACAGUUGGGUUUGACGUGCACAAGUACGACCCGCAUACCGGCUCGUUGAAGUACAUGGAUCGCACUCUGGAUGGCUUGGCCUUCUUCAUUGGCCCCAACGACGGGUUUGCUCUGCAGGCGGCUGAUUAUCCCGGGCUGAAGCCCGACUCCAUCUACUACACCGAUACCAGAUGCCCGCCUGAGUGGGAUGAUAAACCAUAUGGAGGCCAUGAUGUCGGUAUCUUCAGCUAUCGAGAUGAGACUUUCUGGCCGUGCUAUUAUUCAUGUGAUAUGAGCAAAGCAAUGAAGAUUGUGCCCGCGCCAAAGUGGUUCACUCCCACAAUGCAACCCAACCUUGUUCAGCUUGAUUUAGAUUUUCAUUUAAGUUGA